Echinostoma caproni is the source of this 471-nucleotide messenger RNA. The record is from the annotation of a GenBank genome assembly. NCBI's taxonomy places the organism in Eukaryota, Metazoa, Platyhelminthes, Trematoda, Plagiorchiida, Echinostomatidae.
AUGUCCUGGUCUGUUGCCUUCAGCGUCGCGGAGCAUGCGGACGAGAACAUGAUGGACGCGUACAAUUUGGCCAUCUGUUUCGGUCCCAGUUUGUUACCGGUCCCGAGCGAGUUGAAUCAGGUCCAAUAUCAAGCGAAUGUGAUCGAUCUAGUCAAAACAUUUAUCACACAUCAUGCGGUCAUCUUUGACCCGAUGGUUCCUGGACCGGUGUAUGUGAAGCACACGUUACCCUCGGGUUCGGGACGCGAACUACCCACUGAUCCGGUUCGUGUUGCCACUUCCCAAUCCUCCUCGCACUCACCUGUGUUGGGUCAAAAAGAUGGAACACUACAGCUGACUUGUGUCAAUCGUAUGGCUUCCGAGGUGGCCGAGACCGCUCUGCGACGUCGUCAGGCUUCCAAUUCGCAAAAGAAGGCCGAACAACGCGAUUCCAAUGCCAGUUCACAUACGAAGUCUUCCAGUGUCGGGUAA